AUGUCAUCAUUUCGCCUAUUAUUAGAAGAAGAAACACUUCAAACACCACCACAACCAAUCCGAAAGCAACACAAGAAGAAACGCCAAACAAGCAAUGAAACAGAAAAUACCAAAGUAGAAGAAACAGAAUUUUCCAAAAUUCAUCUCAAUGAAAUUUGGGUCGUAAUUUUGAGUUUCAUCGACACAAAAACUCAAUAUAAAUCCCUAGCACUAGUUGACAAAUUGAUUUGUGGCAUUCUCUAUUCGAUACCUCUCUUAAAAUCCAGUUUACAACGCACAUUUUCUGGAAUAAUCUCUGGAGAGGAGGAACAAGACCACCUUCCACUAUUGAACUAUGGAAGUAUGACAUUGUCAAAGAGAAUUGACAGGGUUUUUUCAUCCAAUGAUCCACUCAAUAUAUUUGGAUUUGCAUCCCAUUCAGAAUGUUCAUCUGAAUCCAAAUACGAAACCGAAACUAUUCCAGAUAUUCCACUCACAUUCCACAAUUUGUACAUUGGAUUAUUGAAUAGAAGAUUGAAUAUUACCAAUAGAAAUGUAAAGCUCAGAGAAUUUUUGGGAUUGGGUGGUUGUUUGGAUUGUCCUUCUUGUUACAAUAGAAAGAAUAAUAAGCAAAUUCAUUGUGAACACUUUCGAAUACUUGUAAAGCAAGACCAAAACAAUAAUUAUAUAUUGAAUUUAGAAUGUAAAUCGUGUUCACUUCAUCAAAGUGUGCAGUUAGUAACUGCUCUAGACAAAAUCAAAAAAAAAUCCUUCAACACUACCCGAAUGACAUCUCUCAUCGAUGAAUUUAUCCUAGACUUGGGCAGUUUCACAACCAAGUACGGAAUUUGUGCUGAUGAAAUUCCUAACGAAUUUCACUCAAUAUCAGGUUCCUAUGAGAAACAAGGUUUUGCUGGUGUAUCAAAAAUUGCUUGUGGUACAAUGGUAUUAAAAGAGAAGGAAUUGACUGGAAAUUUCAGAUUACGAACUGUGUGUCCAUUGGUUUCUCGUGGACAAGUCAAAUUGGCCAAUGAUACCCUGCUCAUGUUUGAACACUUUUUAAAUCAUGCCUUCCGUUCAUUGUAUAAUUUAAAUGGAGAUCCAUUCUCUGCACAAACUCUCAAGGAAAAGAGUUUGAAUAUUGUAAUGAGUCCACAAGUACAAACUAUUGACUCUUUGAAAAUGUUGUGUACUCAAGUAUUUGAUAGACAUCAAAUUAAGAGAGUUUCAUUCCUCUCCUCAAUGGAAAAUGUUGCCUACAUCAUGAAAGAUAAAUUGAAUCAGGAUCAAUUGGAGAGUAGUUUCAUUCUUGAACAUGGUCAUGGUUUGACUCAAAUUUCAUCACUCAGUAGUGGUGGAUCCAUUGUAAAUACUAUUCCAAUUGGAGGAAUGGAUGUUUCAAAGUAUAUUAGAGAACAUCUUCAAAGUGAUGAGCCAAUGCUCAAAUUAACUGAAUUGAAGGAACAAUUUGCCAAGUGUCUUCUUCCAAAUCAAUCGAUCUGA
Molecule: messenger RNA, 1482 nt
Organism: Naegleria gruberi
Lineage: Eukaryota; Heterolobosea; Eutetramitea; Acrasida; Naegleriidae
Exons: 3
Coding region: 1-1482 (493 amino acids)
Source: RefSeq, a predicted model, not a curated record